This is a messenger RNA of Monodelphis domestica (gray short-tailed opossum), 6560 nucleotides long. The record is from RefSeq and is a predicted model, not a curated record. Lineage: Eukaryota; Metazoa; Chordata; Mammalia; Didelphimorphia; Didelphidae.
GGGAUUUCUUCCUCAAGCUGUUUCCGGUUUUGCUGCCAUAUUCAGCUAGAGGUUUUUUCUUUUUCCCCCCUCUAGGGAGGAGAGAAAGGGGAGGGGAAGGGAAGGAGGAGGUGGAGAAGGCGGCGGCAAAGGGGGCAAGUGAGACACUCUUCAAACCAGGACAGGGGAAACCGGGUUUCUAGUCUCAGGGCAGGCUGGCUUUGAUCUCCCUUUGGCUCCAUUUCGAUAUUUCCUCAUCCUUUUCCCUCUAACUAGGGGUGGGGGUGGGGGCGCCUGCCGGCUUUCUCUCCCCUUCUCUUCCCUGCUGGGGCAGGGCUGUCCGACUCUCGACCUGAAUCCGCCCCCGAGGAGGACGGAGCAGCCUACUCGGCCAAGCUUGUACGGCGCUCAGCGAUCAUAGCCUUUCGCCCCAGCCUUACUGCUAAGGGGCGGGCGGAUUACUGCGUCCACCACAGAGACCCUUGUCCUUCGGACCCCAAUCCUCACUCCUCUCUCUUUAAUUCUCUCUCUUUGCUCCUUACCUCCCCCACUCCCCCAUUUCUGGCACGGCUUCCCGAGCUCCACUCCCCACCCGAACCCCUCCAUCCUUCGUUCUACGCUGCUCCCUCCGGAGCUUUGAUCCCCGCCCCUCACCCUCAGAGCCCCAAUCCCUAUUCUUUCACUUCCAGCACCCCAAUCCCUAUCCCUCACUCCCAUAGGCCGGAUCCCUACCUUUAACCCCAACUACCCCUUCUCCGCCCACCUCCUCUCUUCCAGGAGCCCCUAGAACUUCCUUCAUUAUUCUUCCUCCUCUUUCCCUUCCCUUCAUUCCUUCUUUCUCCUUUUCCUCCUCCUUCCCUCCCUCCCUCUUCUUCCCCUCCCUUUCUCCCUCUCCUCCCUUUUUCCCUCCCUCGGCCGCCUUUCCUCCUCUCUCCGACCGAUAAUUCAUUUUCCCCACCGGAGCCAAUCUGUCUGGGUGUCGCUGGAGGAUUGGGGGCGAGGAGGAGGAGGAAGAGGAAGAAGUCCACUGUCUUUCUUGGGGAGAGAAGAGUCAUUGAAAUCCAGUGGCAAGACAAAAGUCAGGAUGAUUGGUGAUGACCUGGGAUUCAGUGGAUGAUUUAGGCAUCUUCAAUGUCUGACCAAGCUCUAAGGGCUCCACAGUGCCUGCCUCAGCUAUUUUUCAGCUACAAACUGUUCUCAUUCACCCAUUCUUCUGGGGGAAAUGUCAUGCUCAUGGCAUAGAUAACCCCCUCUAACUCACUGACAGCUUUGAGGCUUGCUGGUUAUCCUCAAUCUGGUUUAGCCCAUCUGCUGUGGUGGUUUUACUGGGGUGUACCUGCUGCAUAGGCUCCAGCUUUUUGAAGUCACAAGUUAGAGUUGAGCAAGAAGUGGACACCAAAGGUGGAUGAGCAGUUGGAAAAGGACUUGAUGAGGAGCUUCAGAGAUAUGAAAUGACUUGCUUACUGUCGCACAGCUGCUGAGAACAUCUGGGCCUCCCCUUACCCCCAGCCCUGUGGGUCAGGGACUGAGCCAGGUCUCCUGAUUACAAAACCACCUAAAGAAAGUCUGGAUCAGAAGUUUGGACCAUGGGGAGUAGCAAAAGCAAACCCAAAGACCCCAGUCAGAGACGUCGAAGCCUGGAACCCACUGAGAGUGUGCUCCACAGUGGUUUCUCUAUUUCUCAGACUCCCAACAAGGCAUCUGCACCUGAUACCCACCGUACUCCCAACCCACCCUUUGGGACCACAGCACCUGAGCCAAAGCUCUUUGGAGGCUUCAACACAUCAGACACAGUCACCUCUCCACAGCGCUCAGGGCCUCUGGCAGGUGGGGUGACGACUUUCGUGGCCCUAUAUGACUAUGAGUCCCGCACUGAGACAGAUCUGUCCUUCAAGAAGGGAGAACGCCUGCAGAUAGUCAACAACACGAGAAAAGUGGAUGUCAGCCAGACCUGGUUCACAUUCAGAUGGCUCCAAAGAGAGGGAGACUGGUGGCUGGCCCACUCACUCACCACCGGACAGACUGGCUACAUCCCCAGCAACUACGUAGCCCCAUCGGAUUCCAUCCAGGCUGAGGAAUGGUACUUUGGCAAGAUCACCCGUCGAGAGUCUGAGCGGCUGCUGCUUAAUUCGGAGAAUCCCCGAGGCACGUUUCUGGUUCGGGAAAGUGAGACCACCAAAGGUGCCUACUGCCUUUCUGUCUCUGACUUCGACAAUGCCAAGGGCCUCAACGUGAAACAUUAUAAGAUCCGAAAGCUGGACAGUGGAGGCUUUUAUAUCACCUCCCGCACACAGUUUAACAGCCUGCAGCAGCUGGUGGCCUAUUACUCCAAACAUGCUGAUGGCUUGUGCCACAGACUCACCAAUGUCUGCCCCACGUCCAAGCCACAGACCCAGGGCCUGGCUAAGGAUGCCUGGGAGAUCCCCCGGGAGUCCCUGCGGCUGGAAGUGAAACUGGGUCAGGGCUGCUUUGGAGAAGUGUGGAUGGGAACCUGGAAUGGCACUACCAGGGUGGCAAUAAAGACCCUGAAGCCUGGCACUAUGUCCCCGGAAGCCUUCUUGCAAGAAGCACAGGUCAUGAAGAAACUUCGGCAUGAGAAACUAGUACAGUUGUAUGCUGUGGUGUCUGAGGAGCCCAUCUAUAUUGUUACAGAAUACAUGAACAAGGGAAGCUUGCUGGACUUCCUUAAAGGUGACAUGGGCAAGUAUCUUCGGCUACCCCAGCUGGUGGACAUGGCGGCUCAGAUUGCAUCUGGCAUGGCCUAUGUGGAAAGAAUGAACUAUGUCCAUCGCGACCUCCGGGCUGCCAACAUCCUGGUGGGAGAGAAUCUGGUGUGCAAGGUGGCAGACUUUGGGCUGGCCCGGCUUAUUGAGGACAACGAAUACACUGCCAGACAAGGUGCCAAAUUUCCCAUCAAGUGGACAGCUCCAGAAGCUGCCCUAUAUGGCCGGUUCACCAUCAAGUCUGACGUGUGGUCCUUUGGAAUCCUGCUAACUGAGCUAACGACCAAGGGCCGAGUGCCAUACCCAGGGAUGGUGAAUCGGGAGGUGCUGGACCAGGUUGAGCGAGGAUACCGGAUGCCCUGCCCACCAGAAUGCCCUGAAUCCCUGCAUGACCUCAUGUGCCAGUGCUGGAGAAAGGACCCUGAAGAACGGCCCACUUUCGAAUACCUGCAAGCAUUCCUGGAGGACUACUUCACAUCCACAGAGCCCCAGUAUCAGCCUGGGGAGAAUCUAUAGAGUUGGGCUGGGGCCCUGGUGCCAAAGACUCCCUCUUGUUCCUCAGGAUUACCCUGAGGGCUUGCUGGGCCAGAGGCCUAUCCAGCUGAGACCAUGGUGCUGUAGCUAUGGUGGGCUCUUCCCAGAGCUUGGGUAAUGGGCCACUUCUUCCUCCCUUGCCUGGCUAAAGGGACUUGGUCACCCCUUCCUUGCCAACAGUGAUGAUGAUUUUGCCCUUGAGGUGAGCUGCAGUGGGGUGGUGGCCCUAGAGCUGCCAGUGAUGGAGCUGAAGGGCUGAAUGUCUGAGCCUUAGGCCUAGUAUAUAUGGGCGUUCUAGCCCCUAGCCUCCCUCUGCUCACUGGGAGGAUGGAGGGACCAUAUUCUUAGAGCAGCAGAUCUCAGGCUGAUAGCUCAGCACUGAAGAUCAAUGUGGGCACUGAAGACCCCCUUUCCUUCCCUAGCUGCCCCUCUCCCCUCAUCCCCCCUAUUUCCCUCCAAAACAACAUGAUCCCCUUCCUGUCUUGUUGUCUGGUGUUACCAGCUAGUCCAGCAACAGGUUAUUAUGGAUGAAAGAGCUUGAGGCAUUUCUUGGGUGAAGAAGGUCAGAACCUUUUUCACUCAUAGCUGAAAACUGAGAAUAACCUCAGCUCUUCUGAACCACAUCUAGCUCCGCCCAAAGGGCCUGGAGUCUGCCUAGAUAAGGGAACAGGUGCAUCUCUGGCUCAGUGCAAAGCAGGUUGCAGAUAUCAGUCUUCCAGUCCCUGUCUGGUCUAGUCUCCUUCCUUCAUCAGUUAACUCUGUAGGACUUGUACUAGAAAAUCAUAAUGUUGUUGACAUUUUCUGGGGCCUCAGGUUGAGGUCUCUCUUUCCCUUGAAAUUGAGCGAACAUUCCUAGAGGAUGUGUUCUCCGAGUUCCCAUUUAACAUCUGACUGAAGUUAGGAAACUUCUGCUCAGUAUUUUGGCCUACUUCUUACAAUACCCCUUCUUCCACGUCUUUUUCCCCAAUUUAUUUAUUCCUAGCUUCUGGCUCAUGGGCUGUCCAAAGAUCCCCUUUUCCAAGUUGAAGAAUCACCUCUAACCCUAGGGUCCUUCAGAGCUGCAGGGCUUGUUCUUCUCCCACCCUUCACUCAUAUACUCUUUCCUGCCAAUCCAUGUGGGUCAAGUCUUGCUAUCCCUAGACAUCAUGCUUGAAAUUCCUUCAGGGAAGGUUGGCCCAGGAGUCUCCUUUGCAGUAGCGCCCCCCUCCCCCCAAUAAAGGACUAUAUCUUAAAGAAUUCCAAGGAGAUUUUGGAGGGAUCAGCCUGUCAGUUUUCAUUCUUUGCCUCCUUACAGAAUAGCAGCAGGUCCUGAUCCUUUGGGGCUGCAGGUUUUAAAAAGAUAGUUCCCAAUCCUCCAUCCUUCUAAACCAGUGCAAUAUCUCCAGGACUAUAAAGGAGAUGCCCACAGAGCACUGGGCUCCAUCAGUAAAGGUUGGCAUAGAAUCCUCAUUUAAUCUCUUCCAUGCUUUUGACUCCUCCCAUCUCAAAAAUAUGCAUCCUCAGGGGUGAAGUCUUCUAAAUUGGGGCGAAAAAGAGGUAAAAAUGGGGAAGAGCAAGAGAGCCUAGUUUUUAUAAGAGGUAAGGCAGAGCUGGGGACUGGUCAGCAGUAGUCAGUGGUCUGAGUCCAUCAGGGUUCUAUUCUUAUUCUGAACUCAGUAAAAUGGUUUUUUUCCCCAAUUCUGACCAGGUGAUUUCAGGCUUUCAACCCACCACAGUGCCACUGAAUGUCAGAGUUAGAUCAUCUAGUCUAAUGACCUCAUUUUACAAAGGAUGAAACUGAGGCCUAGAAGAAGGGGGAAAAAAAACCAAAAACAACUUUUCCUAUAUCACACAGUGGAUUAGUGUUAGACCUGGGACCCGAGAACCCUGAAACACCACAAGAGGCUGAGAGUUUGACAAGUUAAAUCUGGCUUCAAAGUUGAGAACCCGAUGACAAAGAUGACCUGUUAUACCCCUGCCCCCUCCAAGGCAGUGCACACCAGAUCACUGUUAGCCCCAAAUGACAAGAUAUGGAGAAAUUGGGGGAGGAAUUGAUGUCUUUUUUGGGGGGCAGCCAGUUUUUUUCAUAGUUUCAGAGUUGGAAGUGACCUUAGAAGUUAUACAGUUCAACCCCUUGUCAUUAUCCCUGAUGGGAUCCCUGCUUGGAAACCUCCAAUGACAAGAAACUUGCUACCUUUAAAAAUUUUAGAUGUUUCUCCAGCUCAUGAGGCUGGAGAAAGGUGGUAGGGCCUGGCUGAAGAAAUCUAAAAUCGAGUGACAGAAACAACUAUUAGAGAUAAGGGAAUUUAGACCUAGAGUGUUCCUGGGUCAGAACAAAGCCUGAAAGGGGCCUGGCAUUUCUUAUAGAUCCUAAAGGCUCACUGCCACUUUUGGCUAUGUCUUCCUUAUUCCUAUCCUGUCUUUACCUCCCACCCCAACCCCUAAUCUCCCAUCUUCCCACCAAGUUUGUCUUUCUAGGCUAGGACCGUAACAAGGUUGUUAUUGCUGAUGGCAAUGGGGUGGAAGGAGCAACAUUUCCUCAGAAAUUUAACUUUGCGAAAGAGGUCCUCAAAAGGUUAGGAAGCCAGGGUUGGCAUGUGUGCGUGUAUGUGGGUGCAUGUGUGUAGCUGUGUGUCCAUAUUUAACAUGUAAAAAAAUCCUUUGGGGAACAUUGUACAUUACCUUCUUCCUACUCCAUAUCCCCCAGUGGUAUGCCCAGUCAGUCGUCCCUUCCACCUCUCAGUAGUAUAGCAAUAAUGACCACGGGCACCUUGGGGUUCACUUGCCCAGUGCUAGGUUUGCCCAGUGCCUGGGGCUGCACACCUGGGGUUAAUCUUUCCAGUCUCUGCACCAAUCAGCUGAGAAUGCAGGCUCAUACCCAGGGAGCCCCCAGGAGGUGGUGGCUGGGAUUCUUUGUACCAACCAGCCCUUGCCUGCAUGGAAGGGCAUUGGUAAUGGCUUUCCUAGAUGCCCCAGCCAGUUCUGAGGGUUUCCCCAUUUCCAUUUUUCAACCUCCCCUCCCCUCCAGCCAAUAAAAAGGCAAUUUGUUACCUAAUGAAGCUGUACCAUAAUGAUUGCUGUCACUGUCUGGAUGCUCUUUAGCAUUCUUGUCUUGAAGAAUUCAGUCCUUGCUACAAGAGUCUGAAGCUGUCUUUUUUUUAAGUGUUUUGUAAAUUCCAGAUGACUAUGCAGAGGCCUUGGGGUCUCUCACCCUCACUCCGGUCUGGCUGGGUGUGUAGCUUUCAGCCUUGGUGGGGGAUGGGGAGGGAAGAAUGUUUUGAGAACUGCAAAAAGGUGGUUUGUAAAUACUUUGCAUUUUGUCUGAUUAAACACAAACAGACCUCA